Messenger RNA from Phytophthora infestans T30-4, 1643 nucleotides. Its product is annotated as Crinkler (CRN) family protein. NCBI's taxonomy places the organism in Eukaryota, Oomycota, Peronosporomycetes, Peronosporales, Peronosporaceae. The annotation marks the transcript as partial. The record is from RefSeq and is a predicted model, not a curated record. The transcript has a single exon.
AUGGUGAAGCUUUUCUGUGCGUUGGCUGGAGCGGCAGGAAGCGCGUUCUCUGUGCGGGUUGAUGAGAGCGACACGGUUGAUGACUUACGGAACAUGAUCCGAGACCACCCACAGUUUGGCCACCCCAACAGCAAGCUUCAGCUGUUCUUGGCCAAGAAAGGCGGCGCGUGGCUGAAUAGUGAUGGCGCUGCGGCUGUGACGCUCGAUGAACAUGGAAACCCUCAAGGCUUCGAUAAGAUGGAUCCAUCGUUAUGGAUCAAGAACGACCGAUACUUUGGAGAGAAGUUUCAGCCGAACGAAGGGCAAAUCCACGUGCUGGCUGUGGUUCCGACUGAAGCGGCGGUGGUGCCAGCGUUAUCGCAGCAGUCGUUCUUUUGGAAGGAGCCAAAGUCGUUGGUGGCAACGACUGGUGCGAAUUGGGAUUUCCAGAAUUCAUUGGAUCUCGGCAACCUAGCAUCCGCCAUAGGCUGUCAUUAUGAAGCUUGGAGAGAUGGAAAGACGGACAAGCGAACUCAUCCGCUAUUCGUGUGCUUAGAUGGCCCCGGCACUGUAAAGUCGAGAUUGCUUGACGAAUUUCCGAAAAUCUUGCAGCAGCGAAUCUUUCGUGAUGAGACACAAGGCGAUCCAGCGAUGAAGCAGCUCUUGCAGACAGCCUACAAUUUCAAGAUUACGUUUGAAAAUGGAACAACCGACAACUAUGGCAUAUCCGAUCCGAGAAAAAUGAUUGGAACUCGAAUGCUAUACCAGCUGCAGGAGUCGGAUUGGACGAUGUUUAAUGCGAACCCAGUUAAUCAGGUGUUUUCUGCAGAAGUACUGACGAAAUUGUCGGCAAUCACCGAAACGGAUUCGAACCGAAUGUGCGUGAUUCUCUGUGUCGAUAGCUUGCAAAAGCUUCAGCAUGAACCAGGAAGCAAGCAUUCAGAGUUUUAUACGGCGUUUGCGUCGCUGUGUGACCUCGUCAAUGCCUCCAAGUGCUGGCUGAUUGUGAUCUGCGCGGCGACUAUUUCCCAGCCAGUGGAUGAAUUUCUGGCCGCUUCGCCACAAUGGAGAGAGAUGCUGCAGACGACAUCAUUGAAGCGCCCGAAGAUCGAUGGAAGAGACGUAUUUGAUACAUUCGACUAUGGCAAUGGAGCUUUGACGCAGCUAUUGGUGGAUGACAUGGGCGGGCAUGGCAGAGCAUUGGAAGAAUUGUUCAACGUGAUGCUGCAAAAUCAGGGGCAAGCUUUUGAAUUCAUUCCGGUGAUGCACAAUGUGCUGGCUGCCAUUCGACAAGCGUACCCUGCGAUUGUUGCCCCGAUGCAGAGUAUGAAGCAAGCAUUUCUUGCGGUGAUUUCUCGUCGGAGGGUCGAUGGAAAUUCGCUUUUCGGAAAUCUAACGCUUGAUCAAGUUAUCUCGUGCGGGUUGAUCCGACUCGAUGGAACCCAACUCCAAUGCCCGUUCAUUCUCUAUAUGCUGCUGGAAACACAUGAUAUUCCAUGGAGCAAACAUGCUACUUACGCACCGGCAGAACGGUUGGAAGACUUGAAACCUUGGCAACUUUGGGAGCAUUUUAACUGCAAGCUCCGAGUGUUGAAAUCGCAAGCUUUCGCCCAGGAGGAGCCUGUGCUGUGGACGGAUAUACAUCAUGGGGCACGGUUGGCGAU